This is a messenger RNA of Nannospalax galili (Upper Galilee mountains blind mole rat), 578 nucleotides long. RefSeq names its product guanylate cyclase activator 2B (gene Guca2b). The record is from RefSeq and is a predicted model, not a curated record. Gene Ontology annotation, molecular function: guanylate cyclase activator activity. NCBI's taxonomy places the organism in Eukaryota, Metazoa, Chordata, Mammalia, Rodentia, Spalacidae. The transcript is spliced from 3 exons. The coding region runs from base 59 to 388 and encodes 109 amino acids. Gene Ontology annotation, cellular component: extracellular region.
AGGCAGGUGGCAGGCAGGUGGACAGUGGCCGCAGUGGCAGAAACACAGAGGCUGUAAGAUGGGAGGCAAGUGCCAACUACAAGCCACCGUGGUCCUGCUGCUGUUUCUGCAGAGCACACAGUGCAUCUUCAUCAAGUACCAUGGCUUUCAAGUCCAGCUGGAAUCAGUGAAGAGGCUGAGCGAGCUGGAGGGGCAGCAGGUGUCCAGCCCCCUCCUGCAGGCCAAGAGUCUUCUGCCCACUGUGUGCCACAACCCAGCCCUGCCCCUGGAUCUCCAGCCUGUCUGUGCCUCCCAGGAAGCUGCCAGCAUCUUCAAGGCCUUGAAGACCAUUGCCAACACUGAUGAAUGUGAGCUGUGUGCAAACAUCGCCUGUACCGGCUGUGGCUGAGAUGGCCCUGGGUGUCUUGAGCUCACCUGACACCUCCCCCGACUCCAGCCCACCUCAUCCAUACUUAGGCAGCAUCACGGUCGUCACCACCCUUCCAGGGCGACAGGAUCCAGGACAGGGCAAUGGAACACAAGGCUGGCACGUUUGGCCACCAAGCAGCUUCUCCUAAAUAAAGAUGCUACCCACGGAA